Molecule: messenger RNA, 840 nt
Organism: Rhizoctonia solani
Lineage: Eukaryota; Fungi; Basidiomycota; Agaricomycetes; Cantharellales; Ceratobasidiaceae
Exons: 7
Coding region: 1-840 (279 amino acids)
Source: RefSeq, a predicted model, not a curated record
AUGGACCAAUAUCAUACCAAGGCCGAACCCCUGCAGCAAGACCAAAUCAACAUUGUGUUACUUGCCAUAUCCAAUUCCCCUCAGAUCACAAUAGAUUGCGAAGAAGGCAAGGUUAUUAUGGAAGCUCUGAUAGCCAACCCAAAGCAGAGCGAAUGGGUCUUGAGGGAAUACUCUGUUAGACGUUCGGGCAACAUUGUGGAGUGUUGGAUAACCGCACGGGAGGGGGAGGCAUUUGAGAUUCAUUGGUUUGGAUCUGGACCGAAUUCCUACAAGGACCUAGAUAUUAGAGCCACCCCAUACGUGGAUGGAACCGAAGUCGAUAGCGGGAUACUUUCUGCCAACGAACGUAAGCAAGAGCAAUCUGGGUGGCUCGACGGAUACCAAGUGAGUGAGGAUAUGGCCCGGCCUUUUCAAUUUGAUGAUGAAAAUAUGGUGCCCAGUACCCGUUCUGGAGCCCCCUACACCAUCCGUGUCGUGCUCGAGUGGGGCAGGAGCCGGCCUCCGAAAACGCGCCGCAAAUCUAAAAAUGCUCGCCGGAAUUUUGCUUCUGUCACUCUUGGAGAACCUGUGCCUUCGGAGCCCAUGUUGGAGGCGUUGGAUUUUGUGCAAGAGGAAAAUACACCAACAGUAGAAUUUAUAUUCCGGUAUGGAUCCGAAAGUUGGCUCAAGGAGAAUGGUAUCAAAGUUCACGCUCCCCUGGUCUCUAACUUGCGGCAGGAAGUAAUUGAUGUUGACGAGAUCGAAUCGGAAACAGAAGAAAGCCAUAACCCAAGUGACUUCGACAUGGAGUCUAGACUAGAUGAAGCUGAAGUCGAAGAUCUGGUUGAAAUGGCGCAUUAA